AAAACUACUACGAACGAGCGACCCAUUCUGGCUGUUGGGUAUUUCUGUGUUAUUUCCUUCCCUGACCAAGUAGCGCAGCGAAAAAGCUGUGUUGUUUGAAGUGCAACUCGAACCAAUAAUGAUGCUUGCUUCCGCUGUACGUAAUUUAUCACGUCGUUCGUUCUCGACCUCUAAGGUAGCUGCGGCUCAGCAAUUGACUGUCCGCGAUGCCCUCAAUGCAGCGCUUGAUGAAGAAAUGGAACGGGAUGAGAAAGUUUUCCUGCUCGGCGAAGAAGUUGCACAGUAUGAUGGUGCAUACAAGGUUUCCCGAGGUCUAUGGAAGAAGUACGGAGAUAAGCGAGUAAUCGAUACUCCUAUUACGGAAAUGGGUUUUGCCGGUAUUGCUGUUGGCGCAGCAAUGGCUGGAUUGCGUCCUGUUUGCGAGUUUAUGACUUUCAAUUUUUCGAUGCAAGCCAUUGAUCAGGUCAUUAAUUCGGCUGCUAAAACGUUUUAUAUGUCUGCUGGAACUGUCAACGUUCCGAUUGUUUUUCGAGGUCCUAAUGGAGCUGCAGCAGGAGUCGCAGCUCAACAUUCACAAUGUUUCGGUGCAUGGUAUUCGCACUGCCCUGGGCUUAAAGUUGUCUCACCAUAUGAUAGCGAAGAUGCGAAAGGUUUGCUCAAAGCAGCAAUUCGAGAUCCAGAUCCGGUAGUGGUGCUGGAAAACGAGAUGUUGUAUGGAGUCGGUUAUCCAGUUUCCGAUCAGGUUUUAGACAAGAAUUUUGUGCUGCCAAUUGGAAAAGCAAAGAUUAUGCGACCGGGAAAACACAUUACGAUUGUUGCACAUUCGAAGUCCGUUGAAACUGCGUUGCUGGCUGCUACAGAAUUGGCGGGUAAGGGCAUCGAAGCAGAAGUUAUCAAUCUACGAUCACUACGUCCACUGGACUCGGAUACUAUUUUCAAGUCCGUGCAAAAGACACACCAUCUUGUGACAGUAGAACAGGGAUGGCCACAGAGUGGAAUUGGUUCAGAAAUUUGUGCGCGUAUUAUGGAGCACGAAACAUUCUUCCAUCUGGACGCACCAAUAUGGCGUGUCACUGGUGUCGAUGUUCCUAUGCCGUAUGCGAAAACGCUCGAAGCUGCCGCCCUUCCCCAAGUACCUGAUGUUGUCACUGCCGUUAAUAAGGUGCUCGGUGUGAAGUAAAUCUCAUUUACUUCUCAAAUAUUGCAUGUAUUUCUCGCCUUGUAUGCAAAAAGACCACUAGCAAAGCUGAAGAUGCCAUGCAUAUUAAAGAUUUUUUUUGGCUUCGUACACAGCAGUUGAAUCAUGAACAAUGGUUUUUAAGUUGAAAUAUAUUUUUGCCAUUUCCCAAUAAACUAACAAUUUUCUUAUAUUUCGAAGUAGUACAGUGAUGUCGCGACAUAUGCGAUCAAAAUUGAAUCUUAAAGCUUGACAGAGAACAUCAUUUCGUCAAGCACUUUUAAUAGUUUAGAAGAUGAGUAUUUCUUGUUAGUCUCAAAGGCUAUAUAAAUAGAUUUUCGUAGGUAGAUGAAAAGGUGUUAGACAGCCAGGGUUUAUUUAUAAUGAUUUCUCUGAGAUUUAAAUCUUUUAAUACCAUUCUCAUUUACAAGAAAUAUAUUUUUGUUCGUAUCCGUCGGGAAGCAUGAACCACUUUUAAUUAAGCCUUAAGUCAUAUAUCAGCUAGCUGUAUAUCUUCUGGAAAUAUCAUUGAAGCUACAAAGAAAUCACAAACAACAAUUGUAAAUAAACGAGUU
Anopheles nili is the source of this 1752-nucleotide messenger RNA. RefSeq names its product pyruvate dehydrogenase E1 component subunit beta, mitochondrial (gene Pdhb). The coding region runs from base 119 to 1180 and encodes 353 amino acids. Lineage: Eukaryota; Metazoa; Arthropoda; Insecta; Diptera; Culicidae. The record is from RefSeq and is a predicted model, not a curated record. Gene Ontology annotation, molecular function: pyruvate dehydrogenase (acetyl-transferring) activity. The transcript is spliced from 6 exons. Gene Ontology annotation, biological process: pyruvate decarboxylation to acetyl-CoA.